AUGGUUAACGGAGAUGGCUUCCAGGGGCGGCUAUUCGCCAAGUUUAUUUCUGAACUCCCAGGAACCACAGCGAGGAUCGUCAGCAAUCCAAUUCUAAAUACCGCCAUCAAUCCCACUGACUUCCCUGACGGACAGGCGAAGAAGGCGACCGCCGGGGGUGCUGCUGGCUCGGCCCGGCCCGCCGCGUCUCCAAGAACACCGUCUUCCUCCCGCGGGCGCCGGGCCCCGGAAGCGGCGAAAAGCCACUCGGGAAGCCGUUCGUUCCCCUCUGACCCCGCCCCGAGUCUCGCGCGCCUACCCCGCCCGCCGCGGGCGCGCCGCUGCCCUCCCGCCGCGGCCCACCUGUGCAGACUGCCGACUCUUGACCGCGCCCUCUGCUCGGCCGGAAUGCAACGCACCGACCUCGGCCCCGCACUGGCUGCUGCGCACUGGCUGCUGCGCGCUGUCCCCGCACGCCCCGCCCCCGCUCCGGCCCGCGCGGCGCCACAGGCCUGCCGACCGCCUGUUCCGGCGCCCACACUUCCGACUGGCGCGCUGGGCGGUGCGGGCGGCCGGCCGCGGGCGGAAGUGGUGGAAGUGGGCAGGCUGGGCCGCGGCCGGCGGGCUGGACGCCCGGAUGCUCCCGCCUGGGUCCGCCCCCGCGUGCCCCUUAGUGACUCGAGCCCGGUGACGGGGCGAGGUCCACGAGCGCCUUCGCCGACCCGGCGUACAGCCAUCCUUGGGUCUUCCCAGGUGACUCAGUGGUAAAGACUGGCUGCCAAUGCAGG
Cervus elaphus (red deer) is the source of this 767-nucleotide messenger RNA. Its product is annotated as wiskott-Aldrich syndrome protein homolog 1-like. The transcript is spliced from 3 exons. NCBI's taxonomy places the organism in Eukaryota, Metazoa, Chordata, Mammalia, Artiodactyla, Cervidae. Bases 1 to 747 code for a protein of 248 amino acids. The record is from RefSeq and is a predicted model, not a curated record.